This is a messenger RNA of Argentina anserina (silverweed cinquefoil), 1797 nucleotides long. Its product is annotated as integrin-linked protein kinase 1. Bases 46 to 1425 code for a protein of 459 amino acids. NCBI's taxonomy places the organism in Eukaryota, Viridiplantae, Streptophyta, Magnoliopsida, Rosales, Rosaceae. The transcript has 12 exons. Gene Ontology annotation, biological process: protein phosphorylation. Gene Ontology annotation, molecular function: protein binding; ATP binding; protein serine/threonine kinase activity. The record is from RefSeq and is a predicted model, not a curated record.
ACCCGCGCGUAUCUAGCAACAAUUCGAGAGAGAGAACUUCGCGCUAUGGACCUGAAAACGACGCCGUUGCGGUUCACACUGGGCAAGCAGUCGUCGCUGGCGCCGGACAAUGACUUCAACGCCGGCGACGCAAAGGAGGAAGAGGACGAGGUGGAGGUGAUCGAUCCCCGCGUCCGUCUCAUGUACUUGGCCAACGAAGCCGACCUCGACGGGAUCAAGGAGCUUCUCGACUCCGGCAUCGACGUCAACUUCCGCGACAUCGAUAACCGCACCGCGCUCCACGUCGCCGCCUGCCAGGGCUACUCCGACGUCGUUUCGCUCCUCCUCGAGCGCGGAGCUGACGUGGACACUCAAGAUCGCUGGGGGAGCACCCCGAUUGCGGAUGCUAAAUACUAUAAGAACCAUGAGGUGAUCAAGCUUCUGGAGAAGCGUGGAGCAAAGCCUCUGAUGGCUCCAAUGCAUGUUAAGUACGCUAGAGAAGUUCCGGAGUACGAAAUCGAUCCAAAGGAGCUUGAUUUUACUAACAGUGUCGAAAUAACCAAGGGAACUUUCCAUUUGGCAUCGUGGCGUGGUAUAGAGGUUGCUGUGAAGAGGCUUGGGGAGGAACUAAUUGUUGAUGAGGAAAAAGUGAAGGCAUUUACGGAUGAGCUUGCAUUGCUGCAAAAGAUACGGCAUCCAAAUGUAGUGCAAUUUCUGGGUGCAGUAACUCAAAGUAGUCCAAUGAUGAUUGUAACAGAAUACUUGCCUAAGGGAGACCUUCGUGCAUUUUUAAAAAGAAGAGGAGCAUUGAAACCAUCGACAGCUGUAAGAUUUGCGCUUGAUAUCGCAAGGGGUAUGAGUUACUUGCAUGAGAAUAAACCAGCACCGAUCAUUCAUCGUGAUCUUGAGCCUUCAAAUAUAUUGAGAGAUGAUUCCGGGACCAUAAAAGUUGCCGACUUUGGAAUGAGCAAGUUGCUGACUGUUAAAGAAGAUAAGCCUUUGAUUUGUCAAGAUGCUUCAUGUCGAUACAUAGCUCCUGAGGUUUAUAAGAAUGAAGAAUAUGAUACAAAAGUGGAUGUAUUCUCUUUCGCUUUAAUCUUACAAGAGAUGAUAGAAGGGUGUCCGCCAUUUUCCACCAAGAAAGAUAAAGAAGUUCCGAACGUAUAUGUUGCUAGAGAGCGCCCACCUUUCAGAGCUCCAGUAAGGCGUUACGCACAUGGCCUUAGAGAGUUAAUUGAGGAGUGCUGGAAUGAGAAGCCAGCUAAAAGACCAUCGUUUAGGCAAAUAAUCUUGAGGCUUGAAACUAUUUAUAACACCAUUGGCCAUAAAAGGCGUUGGAAGGUUAGACCAAUGAAAUGCUUUGCAAAUCUAGAAGCCAUGUUGAGGAAAGAUAAUAGUCUAAGCAACAGAAGCCGUUCAUCACGUUCCUCUACUGGUAGCAUAUAACGACGGGGGAUCUUACAUGAAUGUCUGAACAGCUAGUGGACGUUACUAUUUCCAGCUUAACAGUGGACAACUUUAUUUACAUAACAGUAGAAUGCAGUUGUGCAACUCCACUGAUAGUCAUUAAGUUUGAAAACUCUCUAGAUUCUUUUAACUCUCCCUAUGAUAACCUGGGCUGAGAACCUCAUUGUGUAUAUCACAUUAUGCAUGUAAAUGCAUCAUAUGUGUAAAUCCAAGAAUAUUUACUUAGCAUCGCCUUGAAUUGGGACUGGCGAUGUUAUGCUGAAGCAAAAAUAUUCUGGUGUUGGCCUUCGUGAGAUAUGUUUGUAACUCUGUAAGUAAAGCUUUGGAUAUAUGGCAUUGUUUGACAUGACU